AACUUCGCUUUGUUUUUGAGGUUGUACGCAUACUUUCAGCCGUUGCCUCUUGUAUAUAAAUUGCAGUCCUCCCCCAUCGCAUGCCGCUGUUCCUCCUAGGACUCCUAUACGCUUCCGCAGAACUUAGACUAAUUCUAAGAAGCAGUGCCAUGUACUAGAUUUUCCGGAUCGCGACCCAGCUGCGUCUGGCAGGGUCGCCUAGGAUCCCAACGUCAACAUCUCCAUCGCCAUCGAAAAUAAAUAGGGAGCUUCCCCCCAUCAAACCACCCACCCGCUUCGUCUUCUUCAUCCCCCCGAUGCCCUUGACCGAGGAACGCUCAACCCAAUGGCAGGACCAAUCCCCGACUUUUCAUUGCCAAACAGCUCUUUUUUUAACAUUUAUAAUGACGCGACAGUGAAACCCAGUUCGAAUUCGCCGAAUCUCCCCAACGGGCAAUGCAAUUUUGUGGACUUAUCUCAUGGCGCCUCGGGACCUAAGUGUGGAUGUCGUCGUUUCUGGAGUCGCAGCGGUUUAACAGCCAGGACAGACAGAAGAAGCUCAGCAGGAAUCUCUCCAGGAUAUGCCAAUGGAUUCACCAAUGGAAAUGCCGGCGGCCUAACAGAUGAUGCUGCGUGGUGUAUGUGUUCUCAUCAUGCUUGUUUCCAUGAUGAUGUCCGCGACAGCCAACCUCCUCUUGCUAUCGCCGCCAAUAAUGAUGUCGUAAACAAUGGCCAAGAAAAUGAGCGGCCUAGAGCUAGUAGGGAGCCUCUUACACCAGUAAUGCCGGAACUACCUUUCAAGAUACCUGCGCCAACGGAACCUAACACAGACUUUUACACAUUUAAUGAUGUCGCUUCUUUUACGAACCGCCUAGCGGAUCAGGAGAAUGCGCUGCGAGGUGAAGUCGCGGCGCCUGUGCAAGAACCCUCUAUUCCUGAUACAUUGAGUUGGACCAACCUCGUCCAGUCUAACCCAGAUGAAGCAGGCUUGCUUCCCCCAAUUCCGAGUCAGUGCCUGAUGUCUUCUCAGCCGAGCUCCACAACAUCAUCCGCCAGGAUGGGAUACCUUCGGCCGUUUAACGGGAAAGGACUUGGGACACUUAGUGGUGUCAGAUCCAAGUUACGCGAGCCUCUGGAACCCGAUGAUGAAAUACCACAGGAAGAUGAAACUGUUGCUCCAAGUAUGGGCCAUUCCAUGGAUGAUGGGCAGACAGUCGCAAAUACGCCGAGGUCUACUGGACGUGGAGAUGCGGUCGCAAGGCAGAGCCCGUCUCCUUCGGGACUUCAUCAAGAGGAGUUUAGGCAAUUGUCUGAUACUGUUCAUAGCCACGAACAGCGCUUGGAUCGGCUUGAAAACCCAUCCAUCUCAGCCGCUGGUCACGAUGCGUGUGAUGAGAGACAUGAACACAGCGACCUGAGAAUCACCGAGCUCGAGUCGCGUGUCGAAGAAGUCGAGAAGAUGAUUAACGAUAGCAGCAGUCAAAUUUCAGGCCAUCCACGACAUCCAGGCAUAAACGAAUCUAUAAAGAGUGUCGCGUCCGUUUCCACCGUAGGAAGCGAAUCCGUAGCGAGCCGCGCAGAGUUAUACAGCCAACUACAAGCUCUAAAGUCCCAACUAAGUCAACUACAAGGCCUCUCGUCGUUCCCUUCCUAUAGCCGCCCAUGGGAGGUUGAAGUCGUCUUCUUACCUUUCCCUCUCAAGAACGUGUGGGUGGAGUCCCACGACUUUGCGAGCCAGCCUCUUUCAAGCGGCAUCAACGGUGAACCUGAUCCGUGGACACAGCUGCCUAGCAGCUAUUCCAAUAUGGAUCCUCACUCGCCCGAUUUUGGCGAUUGGGCCGGCCCCGACUCCGAGUCUGAGUGGCUUUUCCCUCGGGCCUGCGCGCCCAAUCGUACCAUUGAGCAGCGGCUUAGGAGUCGGGGUCUUGUUAAGAACGUGACCGUCCGUAACCCAGACGCUAGAAGUGUCCAUCAGGCCGUUUCUGACGCGUUCGGGACUUUGUUCAGGACCUUCUCUCGCAUGCAAGCGAACGUCCAUCAUGGUUCGACCCAGCACCAUCGUGUGGCUAAAUUCCUUGGUCUACAGUCGCCAUGGGUACCUCUUCGCAAAAUUCAUAAAGAUGCGAGACUUCGUUUUCUCUCGCCGCCCGAGAUGGUAACGCCAGUAAUAUGGGAUGUCCCAUUUCUACGUUCAAGCGUAGUCAUGAAGGCAACUGGUGUUCAGCGUCUCUUCAUCACUCAUCCCGAGGCGUACUUACAAGAUCAAGGGGCAUAUGAUAAUGGGUGGAAUUGGCAACGCCUUCGCGAACUUAGUCGAGUUUACGCAGACUCCCAGAGCCAAAAUAGUCAAGAGGUCCCUGAAGCAGACGCCAUGGAAGACUGUUGGACAUGGAACGAUACCCUCGACGAGCAUCCCGCAAGCGCCGUUAGCUCUCAGUCUCUCAGCCUUCGACAAGCAGCUCAACGCAAUUGGCGGGCGACAUCGAUGUCGCCAGCCCAUAGACUUCUUACUAGCAUGACGGGCGCGUCGCGCGCGUCGCCCUCUCUCGGAACUAAUCGUUCCGCUUCUCGCGCCAAAUCCCCCGCAGUGCUUAGGGAACGUAAAGCCUCCAGGCCACCUCACAUUCGCACCAGUUCUUUGCCUCCAACUGCGCAGUCUUUCGCAUCACCAGCACUAAUACCAGCAAAACGUCGAGUUACAUCAUACGUUCCUCAAUUCGAACGACGCGCCUCGCCGCAGGUUCGCAUUGGCCCUUCGAUGGGACAUAUCACAGCCGUUGUGAAACGUCGUGGCACGCGGUCUCCUUCUGUGCGACCGCGAAACACGCCACGAUGGAGUACGUCGUCGCCUAGCCCGAUGCCUGAAAAUUACCUGCAUCGCGCCACCACACCAUUUUAUGCCACGCCGCAUAGCAACGCUCCAUUCUUCGAGGCGCGACCUGGUCGCGGUGGAGUUGUCGAUGAUGGUGAGAGUGGUAGUGGCACCGACCAGGAUGGUCAAGGAGGCGAAUAUAUGGACGAAGAUGAAGAGGAUGAUUCGGAGAAGAACGACAGUCCUAUGCUUGACUUCACCCACGUGGGGGAAUCGCAAGAGUCCUGGCAAGAUGGCCAACUGCUCGGCCCAGAAGACGAACCGUGGCCAGGCAUUGAAGAUGCAGAGAACCGCGAUCCAGACGAGACGAUCGAUAUCCACGUCGAUGAUGACGCCAUGAGCGACGCUGAAGAUCUCGAAAACAGAAGCCAGAGGUCAAGCGUUCCGAGCGAAUAUCCGAGCACCCACCGCGCAUGGACAGGUGCCGAGGAGGCCUUCCGGGUCUAUGAAGAUGGCGAUCCUAUAGGAAACGGUUUGGGCGUUGGUAAAUGAUGUUAGAUUGCUGCAUUUUAGAUUUCAGCGGAUCGGUACUGGCGUAUUAUGAUGUACGAGGCGAAAUCUAGUGGAGUUUGCUGAUGACGACGAUACGGGGUACUGGCGUUUGGGGUUAUAUUGUUACCAUAUACCG
Messenger RNA from Annulohypoxylon truncatum, 3479 nucleotides. RefSeq lists its product as uncharacterized. NCBI's taxonomy places the organism in Eukaryota, Fungi, Ascomycota, Sordariomycetes, Xylariales, Hypoxylaceae. The transcript has 2 exons. Bases 326 to 3343 code for a protein of 1005 amino acids. The record is from RefSeq and is a predicted model, not a curated record.